Molecule: messenger RNA, 747 nt
Organism: Prorocentrum cordatum
Lineage: Eukaryota; Dinophyceae; Prorocentrales; Prorocentraceae
Source: the annotation of a GenBank genome assembly
AUGCAACAGCACACCACGCUCCAGUGGUGCAAGAAGCAGUACAAGGAGCUUACCGAGAAGAACGAGUCCGUCCCCGAGUGGAUGGAGAAGAUGGUGACCGAGGACGAGAACAGGGGCAAGAUGAAAUGGGCCGUGCAGGAAGCGAGGCGCCUGAAGGCCGAGCAGAAGGACGUGCCCAAGUGGAUGAGCGAGCUGGUGGCGGAGGACGCAAGGUGGGCGAACCGCUGGGCGGCGUGCAAGGUCGCCGAGCUGAAGCAGUCCGGCGAGGAGGUGCCCGCGUGGAUGGCCGAGAACGCCAGGCAGGGCGUCGUGGACUACGCGAACGAGAAGUCGCAGGACCCGCUCCAGGAGCAGAUCGAGGAGCUCGACGAGGAGAAGGCGAAGGAGACCGCCCUCGUGCAGGCACAGGGAGACCCCGUCGAGGCCAACAGGAGGCUCCUGGCGAGGACCAAGAAGGCCUUCGCGCGGUCGACGGCGCAGCAGUUCCGGGUCCUGCAGGAGGCGCUGGAGGAGCUCGACCAGGUCGAGGCGGAGUUCGGGCGAACUGGCGGGGAGACGCACAAGCUGAAGCGCGCGAUCAGCCGCGCGAAGGAGGCCUCCGACAUGCUGAACCAGAUGCUGGCCCACAAGAUGGAGGUGCUGAAGUCGCAGAUGGAGAGGCGCCCUCCGCGUGAGCGCCCCGGCGCCCAUGGCCGCACUCCCCCUUCCCAGACCCCCUCGAGUUUAGGAACUCUGGGGUCGACGUAA